Momordica charantia (bitter melon) is the source of this 1670-nucleotide messenger RNA. Its product is annotated as adenylyl cyclase. Lineage: Eukaryota; Viridiplantae; Streptophyta; Magnoliopsida; Cucurbitales; Cucurbitaceae. The record is from RefSeq and is a predicted model, not a curated record. Gene Ontology annotation, molecular function: protein binding.
AAUCGAUUCUCUCUCUCUUUCUGGGUUUGAGUACAGUGGGCUUUCGUCGGCAGGCGAAUUCCAUUUCCCAUUCUGAGAACCGCCGAAAUGCAACUCCUCUCCACCGCUCGCAGGCUCUCCAAUCUUCUUAAAUCUCCUCCCAUUUUUCUCCAUUUCGAUCCAUUUCUUGUUCCCGAUUUUCAACCGAAUCACCCUCCUCGCGCUUCUUCUCAUCAAUGGCGCCCUCUCUCUGGGAUUUGUUCACCAAUGGAUUAUUCGGUUCCUGCGUGUUCCUCGAUCGCCAGGGCGUCUUUUUCAUCUGUGGCGAUUGCUGCUGAGGAUGCCACUACUGCAACAGAGAUUGCCAAGGAGAUGUAUGAUAAGAUGCUUGAAUCUGUAGAUGUUAAAAGAAGCAUGCCCCCCAAUGCUUGGAUGUGGUCAUUGAUUGAAAAUUGUAGAAAUUACGAUGACAUUAAGCUUCUAUUUGACCUUCUGAAAAGGCUGCGGAUAUUUAGGCUAUCAAAUCUUCAGAUUCAUAAUAAUUAUAAUUCUCACCUUUGCCAAGAGGUCACCAAAGCGUGCGUUCGUGCAGGAGCCCUUCUAUUUGGAAAGAAGACCUUGUGGAUCCAUAAUGUGUACGGAUUGACGCCUAGUGUUGCAUCUGCCCACCAUUUACUGACAUAUGCUGAAGAUCACAACGAUGUUAAACUUAUGGCUGAAAUUGUGACACUUAUAAGAAGGAAUGAAUUGCCACUACAACCUGGAACUGCAGAUAUCGUCUUCAGGAUAUGUUAUAAUGUGAAUGAUUGGACGUUGCUUUCCAAGUACUUCAAAAAAUUUUCCAAAGCUGGAGUAAAAUUUCGUCGAACAUCUUUUGACACAUUGAUGAGAUUUGCUUCUAAAAUAGGAGACGUUGAUUGUCUAUGGAAAUUUGAUAGGAUGAGAUUGGAAACAACAAAUCAACAUACUCUUGGAAGUGCAAUUUCAUGUGCUAAGGGUUUUCUAUUAGAGCGUAAACCUGAGGAAGCUGCUGCCAUCAUUCAAAAAGUAUAUAAGGCCUUUCCAAAUUCAAAGUCAGACUUCAUGGUUGAGAUUGAAAAUCUGGUCAAUGAGUGGCCUGUGCAAGUUAGUAAGCACCAAAAAGAAGCUCACAAAGAGGAAUUUGAUGCAGAUCUUAAAUCUUAUAUUACUACAUUGCUCGGUAGUUUACAAAAUGCUGGAUUAGAGGUGGACGUAAAGGCAAAAAACUAAAUCAGUAGAAGAAGUGCCUUGAUUUCAGAUGAAAUUUCAGCACGAUUCGAAAAUGUGCUUUUGUAAUCAACAUAUAGUCAUGAGCUGAAUCCAAUUGGGAAGUUGAACCGAGUUUUUUCAUUACCAAGACAUCGAGAUGCUGUGGUUCAAGAGACUCGAGACAAUGCCAAGGAUAGCAAAGGAUGGUCUUUACUUCUCUUUUGAGUUGGCAAACACCAUCGAACAAAAUUGCUGUUAGUUCUUUGUCCAUUUUUUCGACUAGCACAUUGGAAACCACAAGAAGAUCAUGCACCACCUGAAUUUUUACAACUGCACAAACUCUAAUCACCAAUGGUGUGACUUAACAAACUAUCUCCCCUUCCCCAACCAUAUAAAAGGAAAUGAAAAAAUUGUUCUUGAUAUAAAGCUUAAUCAAAUGAGUCCCAACCAUUGUUUUGGAA